Molecule: messenger RNA, 1487 nt
Organism: Lecanosticta acicola
Lineage: Eukaryota; Fungi; Ascomycota; Dothideomycetes; Mycosphaerellales; Mycosphaerellaceae
Source: the annotation of a GenBank genome assembly
AUGGCGUCCAAGUAGGUGACACGAGCACGAUCACGACCACGACCACGACCACGAGAUCAACUCCAGUCACACCAAUGCUAAUUCCCACAUAGGAAGGUACUGCUGCUCGGAUCCGGCUUCGUCACGAGACCUUGCGCCGUCGAGCUCGACAAGGCCGGUGUGCAGGUCACUGUUGGUCAGUAGAAUCAAGCCUCUCUUCGCUAGUCAUCACCGUUUGCUGACAAUCACAAGCUUGCCGUACCCUCGAAAGUGCAAAGAAGCUGUGCGAGGGCCUCAAGCACGCCAAUGCCACAUCGGUCGAUGUUGCCAACAAGGAGGCUCUCGAGAAGGAAAUCUCCAAGGUCGACCUGGUCAUCUCUCUGAUCCCGUACACUUUCCACGCUCAAGUCAUCGAGGCUGCCAUUAGCCAGAAGAAGAAUGUCGUCACCACUUCAUAUGUCUCCGAUGCCAUGAUGGCCUUGGACCAGAAGGCCAAAGACGCUGGCAUCACCGUCUUCAAUGAGAUCGGCCUGGAUCCAGGUAUUGAUCAUCUGGGCGCCGUCAAGACCAUCUCCGAGGUUCAUGAGCAAGGUGGUAAGGUGACCGGUUUCUGGUCUUACUGCGGUGGUCUCCCAGCCCCUGAGAACUCUGACAACCCUCUUGGUUACAAGUUCUCCUGGUCGCCGCGAGGUGUGCUCUUGGCGGCAAGGAACACCGCCGUUUUCUACAAGGAUGGAAAUAAGGAGACGAUUGCAGGCGCCGAUCUCAUGGGCAACGCAAAGCCUUACUUUAUCUACCCAGGCUUCGCUUUCGAGGCCUACCCUAACAGAGACAGCACUCCAUUCCGGGAGCGAUACGACAUCCCGGAGGCCAAGGAUCUCGUCCGUGGAACUCUUCGCUACCAAAACAACCCAGCCAUUGUUCAGACCUUCCAGGACCUCGGGCUUUUGAGCGACAAGGAGGAAGACUUCCUCAAGAAGCCGAUCGCAUGGAAGGAAGCCUUCGCAAAGAUUGUCGGCUCCAGCAGUCAGGAGGCUAAGGACCUCUCGUGGGCCGUGCAAUCCAAGGCCAAAUUUAAGGAUAACACUCAAAAGGACAUCGUCUUGGACGGUCUGCGCUGGUACGGUCUCUUCAGCGACGACAAGAUCGAGCCACGCGGCACUCCUCUUGACUGCUUGUGCGCCACACUCGAGAAGAAGCAGCAGUACUUCGAGGGCGAGCGUGACUUUGUCAUGCUGCAACACAAGUUCCGCAUCGAGUGGGCAGAUGGAAAGGAGGAGAUGCGCACCUCCACUCUGACUGCCUACGGUGAGCCGACUGGCAGCGGCGGCUACAGCGCGAUGGCCCGCCUUGUCGGUGUGCCUUGCGCGGUGGCUGUGCUCAUGGUUCUCAACGGCGAGAUCUCGGACAAGGGAGUCCUGGCACCAGUCACACCAAAGUACUCUGAGCCCAUCCGCAAGAAGCUGCUCGACUACGGCAUCGACAUGAAGGAGAAGGUCGUAGCAUAG